AUGUGCAGUUCGAAGAAGAGAAGCUUGAGACGAAGGUGGAGGAAAAAAAAAUCAUAGGAAUACUCCUGUUUACAACAACGUAAUGGAGCCCAGAUGGCUGAAUAACAUUUGCAGACGUAUGUUAUGGACUGGAUUUACGUUAUACAUCGUAUUUGUGGCAGAACCGACGUCUGCCAUCGAAAUCCACGCCGACCCUGAGGUGAUCGUUCAGAACGGCACCAAAGGAGUCCUGCGAUGCACCUUCAAGUCCAGCGAGGUGGUCAGCACCUGGACCUCGGUGACCUGGAGCUUCCAGUCCAGUCAGCCUGACCACCAGUUCUCUAAAGCUCCGUACGUGAUUUACCAUUUUUCCAACGGUAAGGGGUUCCCGGGUCAGGAUGAGUUCAAAGACCGGGUCGAAUUCAUCGGGGACAUCAACAAGAAGGACGUGUCCAUCCAGCUGAACCCGGCCCAGUUCAGCGACAACGGGACCUUCUUCUGUGACGUGAAGAACCCGCCGGACGUGAAAGGAACACAAGCUCGGACCGAGCUCAGGGUGGUUCUGAAAGAAUCGUUUCCUCAGAGCCAGACGGCYGUGAUCAUCGGAGGAGUUUGCGGUGCUUUAAUCGUCCUCAUCAUCAUCGCCGUAGCUGCGUGCUUCGUCAUUCGGGUGCUGCACAACCGGCAAGAUUACGAAGGAUGUACCACCUUGGAAAGCGUGAGCUCUCAGGCUCUUCGGCUGCAAAAGAAGGCGGAGUCCAGCCGGGAGGGCUCCACGUGUUCCAGUCCCUCGGGUCCAGUACAGGGCCCGGUGAUAUACGCCCAGUUGGACCACUCGGGCAGUAAAAACUCCUUUCAUAAGAUUGAGCCGGUCGUCUACGCUGACAUUCGGAAAAACUGAAGACGGGGAACAAAAACAUAGAAAUAAUAAUGAAAACACACAAAAAAAAGUGAGCGACCUCUGGAUUAGCUGCUCUCGGGGAGGGGGGGACGAGUUCAACAGGGACAAAAAAUGGUGCCGUUUCUCUUUUUAUUUUGUUUUUUUGAUCGAUAUAUUUUGUCCUCUGAAAGCAUGAUUCUGUUACAUGAUAAUGUCUAAACGUGCUUUGUCGUUCUCAAAAAAAGCAAAGAAAACGCUCCAUUUUAUCAGCCUUGAAAAGAAAAACUCUCUCGCACAAAGAAAAUAACCUUUUAGCGAUCAUUCCAGCUGUAAAAAUCGUAAUUUUUUUUUAUUUCUGUGACGUUGUCCGUUCUCACACGCACGAGGUAAAACACGUUUGCAGACUGUUGCACCGACGAAAAUGUAAAAUCUCUUCUUGACCAUCUCAUGUCUUAAACACUGACCCCAACCAGAAACAUUUGAAUUAAA
This is a messenger RNA of Austrofundulus limnaeus, 1348 nucleotides long. It is a transcript of the gene mpzl1l, whose product is annotated as myelin protein zero-like 1 like. The transcript is spliced from 6 exons. Bases 83 to 880 code for a protein of 265 amino acids. The record is from RefSeq and is a predicted model, not a curated record. NCBI's taxonomy places the organism in Eukaryota, Metazoa, Chordata, Actinopteri, Cyprinodontiformes, Rivulidae. Gene Ontology annotation, cellular component: focal adhesion; cell surface; plasma membrane.